UAUAGCAUUUCAAGAGACAGUAUUCAAAAGCAUCGCACUGGUCACUUCAUUUGGUUUUUGCUUCAAAUCUUUGGUGUUUUUCGAUCAUUUUCGUUCUGCUUAAAGAAGUGAAGAUGCUUAAAUUUCCGUUUGUUACUACAGCAUUGGUCUUGCUUUCUUUGUUCAACGCAAAGAAGUUGAUAAUCCGAGAAAAUCAUGAUCCAGGAAAUUGUUCAAGAUCAAAUCAUGGCGAACUCAUAUUGGUAAAAGAUAGAGAGAACAGAGAUACCAUUUUAGUUUGUACUGAAGAUGAUGAAGUUUUUAGUUGGAAGACGACUGAUAAUUCGAAACCGCCCGGAGAAUUUUUUAAUCCUGGUUAUGACUGCCUGGAUAUCUUGAAUAAAAACCCGAAAUCGAAAGAUGGAUAUUAUUGGGUGAAUUUCAAUGCAGGAAAACCAAAAAAGGUCUACUGUGACAUGACAACAGAUGGUGGUGGGUAUAUAUUGUUUGGUUACAUCAAUGGCACUGUAACAUGGGGCGUCCCAUCAAAUAAUGAAACUGUUGAACCAUUUGGUGGUCCACACUGGUCCAGUGAGUUUGGCGAUGUUUCAGUUUUGGAUUUCAGAAUUCAAGUUGCUUCGGAUGAUGACAUGGAAAAGACGCAGGCUCACUGGGCAUUUCGUUUUAAGAAUAAACGUGUCUUAAAGAAUUUGAUGAUUGUUGAUCAAGGAGGAUGUCCAAACAAUUUCCCUGGUGUUGGAGAUGUGUCUUAUGUCAAAGAUUUGAUGACGGGUGAAAUUGUUUCGAAAGAUUUCUCUUGCUCAAUAUUUGGACCGUAUUCUUUUCCUUCUGCAAAAGUUGGCUGGACAAUGAUGAAUCUUUGUUUGGAACAACCAUGCCCAUAUGGUUUUGCUUACCAUUGGUUAUUUCCAGUUCAGGUUCAUUUCUCUGGGGGAUUCAGUUACGUCAGCAAGGCAAACAGCAGCAGUAGUGGUUCAACUGCAUUUUUUGGUUGCGAUAAAGGAAAGUGUUGUGCAUGUUAUGGACCACGUGGUGGAAGAGAUGUUUACUGUCUUGAAGAAUGUGAGGCAACAAAUGGUGGUACAAUAACAAAACAUGCAUCAGCUUGGUUCUGGGUCAGAUUGAAUCCUCCUCGUAAAGUUUGGGAGAAAUGCAUGGAAUUCAAAAGUGAAGAAGAAAAUGGUGAUAGUGCCUGGUAUAAACUAGAGGGAGAGAGAAAUAUUCCUGUCAAAGGAAGGUGUGGAAGAAGUGAACCAUUAAUAAAUGAUGGGGUGGUUGUCGUAGAAAAGUUGCAGGACAUUCCGGCAGUCACUGGAUUAUUGGCCUUUCAGAAAGAUAGUCAAACUCUAAAUUUAAGAGGCAACGAAACAUGGAAAACUCUUGCUGAAGAGGAAAAGAUCACGCACACUGUGUUGGAGAUGUACGAGCAAUUAACAACAAUGAAAGAAAGCGUUGAGAAAUUAGAAAAUGGGACGGCAAAGAAGUCGGAAACUUUGAAGAUGAUGCACACUGUGUCGGAGCAAUUACGAGAUUUCCAAACAACAGUGAAAGAAAGAGUAGACAAACUAGAGAGUACGACGGCAAAGAAGACGGAAACUUUGAAGAUCACACAAGGUGUGUCGCAACUUAAUGGGCAAUUGGCAAUUGUGAAAGAUCAAACGGUGAAGAAUUCCAGAUACUUGGAGGCACUGAAUCCUGGUGUUUGGAAGCUUGUGGCUCGUUUUUCAAACAACGACGGAAAAAAUUGGAUGAAAGAUGCCAAUUUCUGGUUUGACAAAACGUCACCUUACGGAAGAACAACGGAUCCUUCGUUGAACCAGGACAUGAUAUCCCAAGCUUUUUGGUUUUCACCUGCGAAUAACAUAAAAAUUACCAGAAGUGAUGACCCAACUCACACAGCUCUGUUAGAAACAACCAACAAUUGUCUCAACGGAAAAACAUUUCGUGAGUUUAUCACUUCUUUUGGAAACUUUCGUAAUGGAGCUGUUUGGUCGAGUAACAAAUGUCUGGGUAGUUGUGCGAUUAAAUAUGGCGGGUUAUAUCAGAGCACGACUGGAUUUGGGAUGCAUAGUUGCAGCAGUGGUAUUCAAAGUAGUAACUAUAUCGGGUUUUGGUGUGAGUGGUCUGCGGAUGCUGCAGUGAUGAUGAUUGGUGGAGGUGGAAGUGGUUGUGGUAGAGCAGAUCAUGGGAUUGGAAUAACAGAACAAGAUCCCGCACAGUUUGGCGGGAGCGACACUUACGCGGACUUUGGUUAUGAGACAAAAAUGGGCCCCAGGAAUCUCUGGGACAUGCCUGAAGAUAACCUAGUGCACUAA
Messenger RNA from Dendronephthya gigantea, 2315 nucleotides. RefSeq lists its product as uncharacterized. Lineage: Eukaryota; Metazoa; Cnidaria; Anthozoa; Malacalcyonacea; Nephtheidae. The record is from RefSeq and is a predicted model, not a curated record. The coding region runs from base 114 to 2315 and encodes 733 amino acids. The transcript is spliced from 19 exons.